Molecule: messenger RNA, 1278 nt
Organism: Fusarium proliferatum ET1
Lineage: Eukaryota; Fungi; Ascomycota; Sordariomycetes; Hypocreales; Nectriaceae
Exons: 3
Coding region: 1-1278 (425 amino acids)
Biological process (GO): biosynthetic process
Molecular function (GO): pyridoxal phosphate binding
Source: RefSeq, a predicted model, not a curated record
AUGUCAAAGCCAGAUGCACUUGAACAGAACUUGCAACUAAUCCUCAAGGACCGGCAAACAAGAGGCUGGCAGCUUGAACCACCAGCCCCGGGUACUCUAACCGGCAUGGUUGACUUUGGCUCGAAUGACACUUUAUCCUUAUCCUCUUCUGGCCUUUUACGAGAGGAAUUCCUCAAAGAGCUUGGGAAGCACCCCGACUUUAUCCUCGGCGGAAGGGCAUCCCGUUGGGGUGAAGGCUCAACCGAUUACCUUUUCCAACUGGAAGAGCAUAUUGCCGAGUUCCAUAAAGCAGACAGUGCUUUGUUCUUCAACACUGGCUACGAAGCAAAUGUUGCUGUCUUUUCGACACUUGCCCAGCCGCAUGAUGUGGUGCUGUAUGAUAGCCUCGUCCACGCAAGUAUCCGAGAAGGAAUGUAUAGGAGCCGUGCAACUGCUGUCCCUUUUACCCACAACGACCUGGCAAGUCUACGCCAACGUCUGCUGGACACCAAAAAUCAGCAUGAAAGAGCUAGAUCGGGCCUAGCUCUUGUGUUUGUUGCACUAGAGCCUUUCUAUAGUAUGGACGGCGAUGUGGCACCCCUUGAGGCAAUUGUCAGGGAAGUGAAAGAGCAGCUUCCCCACGGGAAUGCUGUAUUUGUGAUCGAUGAGGCUCAUUCGACAGGACUGGUAGGCCCCUGGGGGUCAGGACUCGUGUCUCAUUUGGGCCUGGAAAAAGAAUUCUCUAUUCGAGUCCAUACGUUUGGCAAAGCACAUGGGGCUUCUGGAGCUGUUGUCUUGUCAAGCAGAGAGUGCAAGCAGGUCCUGCUCAGUUGCGUCCGUGGACUCAUUUUCUCCACUGCACCGACCUUCACCACGCUGGCGGCAGUCAAGGCUGGGUAUAGCAUUUUAGCAAGUAUUGAAGGUGAAAGGAGACGAGAUGUCAUACAGUCCAACAUAGAUCUCUUCUAUGAUGCUAUCAAAAAGCAUGUAUCAUGGCCAGACUGCCAGCACCUCGGUAUCAUCACCAUUCCAAUGAAGCCUGAAACAAAUACUGUCAAGUCACCAGUUAUCCCUGUUAUUGCUCCUCAUGGCGCAGCAGCAAUUCUAGGACAGUUUCUGUGCAAUGCAAAGUUUCGCGUUCUUGUUGUUCACUUCCCCGUGGUACCCAAGGACAAGGAGCGAGUCAGGAUCAACUUGCACGCGGAUCACACGUCUGAUCAGAUUUUUUCCCUAGUUGACCUGAUCCUCGAGUGGACUCAGUCGCGCCGAAAGGCUGGCAUGGCUCAUUUCCAUCUGUAA